Molecule: messenger RNA, 12170 nt
Organism: Artibeus jamaicensis (Jamaican fruit-eating bat)
Lineage: Eukaryota; Metazoa; Chordata; Mammalia; Chiroptera; Phyllostomidae
Gene: RABGAP1L
Product: RAB GTPase activating protein 1 like
Exons: 7
Coding region: 6398-7159 (253 amino acids)
Source: RefSeq, a predicted model, not a curated record
GGUAACGCCACCUGUUGCAUUUAUACUGGGAGUCUUCCUAAGAAGCUGAGAGAAAGAGAGGGGAAAAGAAAGAGGGAAAGUGGCUCUCGACUACUUUCAAACAUGAGGAAAAAGGAAAAAUGGCCAAGUGCUGUUUUAGCUGUGCACGGUCGCAGCCACAGAGACUCUUAGAAGGUGACCCGGUCCGGGACUGGCACGAGAAUGUUUCAGACACACCCGUGUCUGUAGCAAAUGUCAAAAGCACAGACUCCCUGGAAGGAUAAAUAAAAACCACAGAGGUUGUAUUGAGCACAGUGAUGGUGUUUGUCGCAACUUUUAUUUCCACAAACAAGUUUCUGAGUGACAGUGACGUUCCACUACAGUAUCCAGUUGCAGAGUCAAAAUGGUUUCAUCUUAACAUCUCAGUUGAAUAACUAACAGCAUUUGUUUAAAUUGGGCUAUUCACACAGAUAGAUCUCUUCAGUGGUAAUGAUGCAAUGACCGAAUCUGAGCUUAUUUUUCACCCUGAAAUAUUAUCAUUUCUCUUUAACAUAUUUCAAUUCUUCUGGUUCCUACAGAUCUGCACUUCCCUUUCUCUCCACUUCAGUACAUUAGGAGAAGAGAACAUUGUAUUUGCACCGUGAGCCAUGGCACAAUGUCCUGCCAAAAAAGAAAAACACUGGGUGGCGUUAUGAAUUAAAUCGCCCACGGUGGUGUCGCUUCCACUUUGGCACUAGAAUUGCCCUUGUGCAGGCGGAGGGCUGGGCCCGGGCGGCUACGGGCACACAGUGCAUCCUGUCUCUGUUGCUAAAUUGAAUGGCGUGGGGGUUCAGAGAGGGGUGUGGGGGACCAAGUACGUCCAUCUUGUGGUCAGACCUGAGCUGGAAUCCUGCCUUUCAAAAAAAAAAAAGGCCAGGGUUUGGGAUCCAAGUUGAAGGUUUUUAAUCCCCAUGCCAUUGUUCAUUGUCUUGAACUAACUAUUGAGCCUCUCUCUUGUUUGCGAAACAUGUACUAUUCUCAUUCCCUUGAAGGAUGGUUGUGAAGUUGAGGGAUGGUGUAUGUUCAGUACCCGGCACGUGGUUGGUACGCCCUGCAUGGUUGUUUUAGCCUGAUUAGGCCUGCGGCCUCAACGUACCCAAAUAUUACUGGGGUAGCACCACCUUACGUGCGCCAGUCUGUAGCUGAUCUUCCUCAUAGUUCUCCCAGGUGUGGCUACCCAAUAACCUAACAUGAGUCUGUUUUCCCCUUGUGCAUAGAACUGGCUGCAGACCUGUCUCCCAGACCCUCGGAUAGACAGCCGUAGCACAGCAGGCGCUCGCCGAGCGAGGUGUGAAGCUAGCCGCCCCCUCGGCGAACCAGUGUCGGUGCAGCUCACAGAGCGCCCUGCUUUGGGGAGGCUCGAAGUAUAAUUAGGAGGUAUUUUUGAGGAUCCAACAUGAAGCCUUCCCACCGCUCACGUCAUUCUAGUUUUCUUAUUGCUGCCAUCGUUAAAAAUAAAAUCUGGGAAGAGUGCUUCAAAAUAGAAGGGAGGGAGACUGAAGACUAAAAUCAUAGGUGUAAAAUCCGACCGAGACUCAACUUGUCACUGUUUCUUCAAUCCUUUUUGUGUCAAAGCAGAUAUGUAUAAAUUAAUAGUAAAAUGCACGUUAUUUUAAAAAUGCUCACCACGCAUAAGACUUACUGAUGUGUGCAAUUUUUGUUGAGGGGUCAAAGUAGAAUUAAACCUGUUUUUGUUUAGAAAGCAGGCGUGACCUUUUAGCUGCAGUGCUGUGGCCCCGCCUGUGCACUCACCAGGCUGCCUCUGUAACUGCUCCCUUUGCGUUACGGGCACAGCUGGUCAGUGCCGCCCGCCCCGUCUCUCCAGACCCUUUAAUACUGUCUAGACAUUUGUACGGGGAGAGACGUAAUGGGUAAGAUAUGGCCCUCAGAUUAUAACGAUAUUUUCAAGGUGACAGUUGACAACAUAGUUUUCAGUCAUCCACACAUUUGUUAUUUCACAUCUCCAAUUUCUAGCUUAAGAAACUAAUUAUAAUCUUAAUCAUACUAGGGUCAUCUUAGGGAAUACUGUUUAGUGUCUUCCAAAUUGAGUCCUGUCAAGGCUCCGAUCUCGGUCCUGGGAACUUUGGAAUUCAUAGAUCGCAGACUGGGAACCUGCUACGUAAAUUCUGAAGAAUAGCUUGGGAAGCAUUUCGAGGCUUUGAGUCGAAUCCAACACCAGUUCGCUGACACCACCUCCUCCAUCGUUAGGACCCACACCGCUCACAGUGCCCCAUUUCCUCGGGCUUGCCACAGGCAAGCAGGAGAGGUGUGGGAGGGCAUGGGAGGUCUGUCCAUCUAAAAAAUGGCCCAGGGCUGUCGUGCAGUAAGCUACUGCUAGACCGCAUUCAGUCUGCAGACGCCGUGUGGCGGUGGGCAGGAUGGCCUGUUGCGGGGAGGCCAGAGGCGGGUUAGAGACCGAACAGGGCAGAGCUGGCUCUCUGCAGUCACAUCUUGCUGCCUUACGUUCCAUCCAGGCCCGUGACCUGGGCUUAUUUUUAUGACGUACACAAACAUGCAUUCUCGGUUUAUGUCACUGUGCUCACCUGUGUCUAACACUUAAACCUCAGCCACAGAGGAGGAGAUGAAACAGGGUUGGUUUGAGUGUCAAUUCUAGAACCCUCCAAGAAGUGAAAAUGUUUCGGAAUCAGAUAGUGGUGACAGUCACACAACUUGGCGACUCCAAAGGACCCGCUGAGCAGUGCAUUACAGAAGAUGAAUUUUAUUGGCUUUUACGAAUUUAUGUGAAUCCCAUCUCAAAAGGAUGCAAGCAGAAUGUCCCAGGAGGAUGGGCAUCUGGCCCAUCAUCUUCUCUUCAUCAACUCCCAGUCACUUAGAGGUCCCUGUGCAGAAGACAGACUUGUGGGAGCGGAGACCGUCCCGUUGGAACGGAGCCAGUUAGUGACUGGAGACCCAGUGUCCCCAUAUUUAUAGGGGAAAGGGCAGCACAAGUGGGUCAUGUAUUCAUUUCCAUGUGCAUACAGGUAUAUAUGAAAGUACACACACAUGAAAAUGAAUGCAUCUAGUCCGUAUUUCUAUUCUGUACAUUUUCAUAAAUAUGGUAUCUGUGUGCAUAUGUACAUGCACAGAGAUGUAAACGUCUGUCUAUGAAUGGCUAUAAUGCACCUGUAUACACCCUGCCCGCCUACCUGUCUUGGCAUCUGUUGCCUUUGAAACUCCAUGAGCCCUGUCACGGCCGCUUGCAGCCUGCGGUGCACUUCUUCCUUUUACCUCCAUGGCCAGAGCUCAGGACAGAGAAAGGAAGCUUGAGUGGAAGAAGGAUGCAGGGCAUGCAUCCCGAGUCUCUUUUACUGUCCUUGGUCUUGGCCUGGCCCAAUGUGUGGAGGAGCCCUGGCGGUUUGUAGGUGUGUGUAUUGACUUCGGAUGAGGUGACGUGCAGGGGAAAGGUGUGUCUGUAGAAACACAUCAUGUGUAUUUUCAUUUUCAUGCAGGUCCCCAGAAAACAAACAUUCAUGGACAUGUGUCACUGUUUCAGUACAUUUUAUUUUAUUUUUUUUUAUAGAUUUUAUUUAUUUAUUUUUAGAGAGAGGGGAAGGGAGGAGGAAAGAGAGGGAGGGAAACAUCGAUGUGCAGGAGAUACAUCCAUCAGUUGCACGCCCCCAACUGGGGACCAAGCGUGUGCCCUGACUGGGAUCACUGCCUUUUCGGUUUGCAGGCCAGCACUCAAUCCACCGAGCCACACCAGCCAGGGCUGUUUUAGUACAUUUUAAAAAUUAGUUGCCAAGCCUCUAAUAAGCAUUUGCCUGUGUCAGAAAUUAAAAUAUUUUCUAUUUUAAGGAGGUGUAUUGUUCCCUUUGGGGGAAUUUGGUUUUCUAAUCAUUUAGUCAAUUGACAGUACUUUUCAGAGAGUCACUGCCUCCAGCUGCCUCCAGGGGGUGCUGUGCUUUCCUCGUUUAAUUACAGAACCGCCGGCACCAGUGUGGGCCCAGCCUGAAAAAGCACAGCUAAUUAAUUACAUUCAGUGAGUCUCCCAGAGCACGAACACGGUUAUGUCAUUACCUGCUCUAGACGGGCACAUCCUAGAAUCAGGAUUUGGGACACCGAUAUUACACAUGCAUAAUUUCUCAUGUAAUAUCCAUGUUCAGUGUGAUUCAAUUUUGAAUGUUUAACUUCUUUCUUGAAGUUAGACAUAAUAACUUUUAAGUCAAAGUGUAAUGCAAACAGAAAGAAAAGGAUUCCUCUAAGUUGAAAAGUCUCUUGCACGUACCAGUUUUUGGAGAGCACUUGUCCCUGCGUGUAAUUUAAAGCUGAGGUGUUGCGUUGCGCGUGGUUAAAACAGUGCAAACAAAAGAUCGGAAGUAAAGCUUGAUUGCACUUUACUGUUUGCCAUCCCCACGUCUAAUGCAAUAAAUUAGAACAAUAUCACAUUUUGCUUUUAACUUGACUAGUGAAGAAUUUAAUUACGCUAAAUUUCUUACCUGGGAAAAAAAAGUUUCCCCUUUUCUCACUGUGUUGGGUCCUUCCUCAUUCAGAGAAGUCAAGAUAUGUGACUCCAUGUUUGAAAAAUGUUUUUCUACAGAUGAAAAGAAAGUUACAUUUUAUUAUUUUCCUGUAUCACAGACUGUGGUUGGCUUUUGGAAACAUUUGUUAUAAAAUAAUGUGCUUUUCAUGACUAGCCCUAGUGAAGAGGGUGGUUUCUAUAGUAACCAAAAACUUGGCGAUAAACCUCAGAGGACCACCUCUCUGCCCUUUUGAGCUUGGAUAGCCAGCGCCCUUGCCGUGGGCGGAGCUGGGGCAGCGCAGAGGGCAAGCCCUUGGCCUCCUAAGGCUGCUGGAGCAGCUUAGCUCAGAAGGAGCAGGUGGCUGCUGAUGGCGCUUGCCUGCCUAUGGAGUUAUUCUCAACACUGGGGGAAGUAUAAAUGGUGUGAUUAUUAAGAAUUCCUGCAUAUGUUUAUUGGUAAUCUUCAGAGUGAAUCCUCCAAAAAUUUUCUAAACUUUUUAGUAAGUUUUGUUUCCUGUUGAAGUCACAUCACUGAGAAAGUUACGUCAUGCUUUUGUGUUUCUACAUCCUCUGUAACCCAUUUGCUUCUUUAAAAUUUGAUUUGUGUGCUAGAGUAGAGCAGGGAUUUGCAAACUACAGCCCAUGGGCCAGAUCUGGCCCACUGCCUAUUUUUAUAAAUAAAGUUUUAUUGGGACACAGCCACAUCCAUUUGUUUAGUUACUGCUCACUUUUGCAUGCAAUGACAGAGUUGAGUAGUCUCAAAGGCUACAUGGCUUACAAAACCAAAAAUAUUUACUAUUUGGUCAUCUACAUUAAAAGUUUGCUCUCCCCUGUGCUGUUUAAUCUAAGAUAAUUUUUAAGUGCCAAAUGAAAUGCAGUCUGGUGACUGCCAGACUGCCAGGUACUUAGUCCUGACAAGAUCUUGUUUUUAGUUUGACAUUUAAAAAUUUUAAACCCCCACCAGUUAGAUAAAAUUGGAUAUUUUGGGUAAAAGAAGAGCGUAGCAUGAUUUUAAAUGUAUCCACGUUUUCCUUCUCAAAUCUCCAUUUACAGACGAUGUAGACAUUUCAGCAUUUCAUCUGCAAGCAUUUCUCUCUGAAUGUCAAAAAACCUGAUGAAAUUUGAAGGUGAUGACUAUCAGCUCUUUUGAAAGAGGUAUCCAAAACAAAAUCAGUGAGAGCCAAGUGUGCUGUUGGUGACAAAAUUGCAUUGGACCUUUUAGGAAAACAUUUUUUUCUGACCCUUAAACGUCUGCAAAAACACGUGCCAAGAAUUCAUUAGAGCAGCAGACACACGCCCAAAACACUGAGCUAUGAGCUGGCGUUCCUGAAGCUGCCUCCCGCCCCAUCAUUUUUUCCUUUAAGGCUCAGUUUAUUCUCUUUUGAUUGCCAGCUCACAUUUUUCUGUUUUUCCAUCUUGGAAAAAGUGACGUUCUCCAUUCCUUCAGUCCACCACACCUUCAGCCCUCAGACCCCGGGGGAGGCCUGGGACCCAUUUCUCUCUUGCGUCCCCCUGUCUGUCCAGCAGUGUCACUCUGUUGCUGGAAGAUGACGGACUGUUGUGCAAGGUUUCCAACCUUGUUGUGUAAGGAAGUCCCUUCCACCCAGCUCUGACAGCGCAGCAUAAACAACUCGCACCGAGUUGCUCACAGUUCCACACAGCAUUCCCGUCGGUCACACAGACUGCAGAGAGCCCCUGGGGAGGGAGGAGUCUAGUGCGUCUCGUCCUGAGCCGAGACUGGCCCUCUGGCUGCCUCAAGUGUACUUCCUCCACCCCAAGUGCUGGCCUGGCCGCCCCAGGGAGACCCGACAGUGCGUCCGACCAGCAUUGCCACAUGUCUGUUCUUGUUCCCGCCACUUCCUGACUGUAGGAGUAGGUGUGCAGUUUCAUUGGAUCUCCUUUUCAAUUGUCUUUGUACCUAUGAUUGAAAACGGUAGUUGGUCUAGGACUUUUGAGGAGAGGGAGAACCGGAGACUGCAGGAGGCCAGCAUGAGGUUGGAACAAGAGAAUGACGACCUGGCCCACGAGCUAGUCACCAGCAAAAUCGCCCUGCGGAAUGACUUAGAUCAGGCGGAAGACAAGGCAGACGUAUUGAACAAGGAGCUCCUCCUGACCAAACAGAGGCUGGUGGAGACCGAGGAGGAGAAGAGGAAGCAGGAGGAGGAGACGGCUCAGCUAAAAGAGGUCUUCCGGAAGCAGCUGGAGAAGGCAGAGUACGAAAUAAAGAAGACCACAGCCAUCAUCGCUGAGUACAAACAGAUCUGUUCCCAGUUAAGCACCAGACUGGAGAAGCAGCAAGCAGCCAGCAAGGAGGAGCUGGAAGUGGUAAAGGGCAAAAUGAUGGCGUGUAAGCACUGCAGUGACAUCUUCAGCAAGGAGGGCGCCGUGAAGCCAGCAGCCGGCCCCCGAGCGGACCGUGGGGCCGAGUUGGACGACGAGAAGGACUCACUGAAGAAGCAGCUGAGGGAGAUGGAGCUGGAGUUGGCACAGACCAAACUGCAGCUGGUGGAGGCCAAGUGCAAAAUCCAGGAACUUGAACAUCAAAGAGGGGCACUUAUGAAUGAAAUCCAAGCUGCGAAAAACUCUUGGUUUAGCAAAACCCUGAACUCUAUCAAAACGGCCACGAGCACCCAGCCCCUGCAGCCGCCACAGGCCACCCAGCCACCCAAGGAGAGCACAUAGUCCCAGCCCCAGCCCAGCACAAGAGCACAAUGAUCAAAGUGACCGAGACCCCGGAGGACUCUCCCAGGUGUCCCUUUUGAAGAAGGAAAGUAAAGGAGGCCAGAAAGCAAGCCCAGUCUUUCCGUGGUUCUCCCUCUUUCUUGUAUGACGCUUUCAAAGGGAUGUUAUUUAAACUGACCUGGUUGUGUGGAACACCUGUUUCAGAGCUUCUUGGAAGGCCAUGUUCAGAUCUGUCCUAGUAUUGCGCAUUAUUUUACAUGCCUGAAAUUUAGUUGGAAAUAAGUAAUUCAGAACUAAAUGCUUUUUACUGAGCACUAACUCCAUAAUUGUUUUUAUCUUACAUAAAAAUGAAGAUGUCUUUUAUUCCAAGGUUGAAGUGAUAGAAAGAUAUUUGUCACAGGUGAAAAAAAAAGUUGAAAUCCAAAACUCCUACCUUUUCAGGAUUCAUUCCGAUAAAGCACAUUGUGGAGCCGGUUGGGGCCACGCCAGGUGGUUUCCCCCUGACAGGGGCUCCUGGCUGGUGGGGUCCUGUCCGAGGGGGAGCAGACCUGGGAUUGAACCGUCCCAAAGACAGUUCAAGUGUUUUGUUUUCUGUUGGGUGCAUCUGGAAACAAAGUGCCAAGAACCACGGGAGAGGGUUGGCUGUUGAGGAAGGGAACUGAGAUUCUGGUAAGCGAGGGAAGAACUAAAUCGCUCUGGCACUGGUAUUCUCACAGGUCCUUUUGAGGGCCCCACACGGGAAUUGCAAGAACCUUAGUAGGAACUCAGUUGUGGGUCUGGCAGACAUGAAGCCAGGAGUGGGUGUCACGAGCUACAGCCGUGGGAAGCCUUCACCAGAGGCGCCUACACAGAUCCCGGUGACUGUGGUGUCCACAAUGGACUCCAGAACUGGGGACAGAGUGUGUCGUUUAGUGUCGACACACACUCUGGAAACACGAAUGCACUGUAACUUGGUUGAAGUUUCGAAAUGGAUAUUCAAGGCCAGCUUCCCAUUGUCUUAACGUUAGGCAACUUUUUCUGAUUUCUGUGGCUCCCCCAAAAUAGGCCCUCGGUACCCCUAGAUGAAGAGACGCAAAUGCAUUUGUGACAUUUUUGGUGGAAUAUGAAACCUUUAUAGAAAUACUUAUCUCAUGGAAAGGUGAAGAAAGCUAUUUAAAAGGUGAUGGAAAUAUUUUUCCAAUUAUAUUCGCAUAUCUAUAUCAAUAGCCCAUGCUGGAAAUUCUCUGGUAAGGGCAAAACGCAGUUCCCCAUUUUCCAAGCUAUUGCAGAGGCCUUUGGUCUUUCCCACCAGCCCAACUACCGUCAGUACCUAUGGCAGCAUUUACUCACUCACCCUUGGCUUCCUGGGUGAACGUAUUCUUUUCUUUUCUUAUCAUUGUUGUUCAGUUUUUGUCCCCAUUUCCCCCCUCUACACUACCCUGCCCUGCCCCCACACACACACAUCUCGAUGAACAUAUUCUUUGUAAAGGAUCUUCAACCCCAUAGAGCCAGAGCAAGUCCCAUCGGUGCCAUAUGAUGUGGUUGAAACUAACACAGUCCGGAGAUAAAACCCUAGUAAGAGCGACUGGGACCCCAGGAGCACAUGCUACAGGUUGCUUCCCUGUACAGUGUUCGUCAGCCUCUGAGGAGAGAAGUCACUGUGUUGGCGUCCAUGUCCUCUACAAUCCAUAAAACAUAGGGUUGUCUGUCACCCUUGGUCACACUCAUCACAUAAUGUGCUUUCUCACCGGAUUUGUUUUGGUUCUGACAUCUUUCAUUGUUAUAGUCAUUUUCUUUACCAAAAAUUAAAAUAAGCCAGCAUUCAAGUGUUUGUGUUGAUUUUAACAUUCCCUCCAUGGCAGUUUAGAAACGCUAAAUUCCUUUUGUAAAGUAUAGUGGCUAGAGAAUUGCAUCUUGGUACUUGUUUCUAUAAAUCACUUAGUAUAAUUUGUUAGCUUUACCGAUACUUAUGCUUUGAUUCCAAGAAGACUUGUACAAGUUGCCUUAUCAAAUGGCCAGCUAAGUUAAAGAUUUUUGUGUUUCCUGAAUCUUGCAGUUCUGCCAUAUAAAGUUCUUUUGAACUUCCAGAAACUGGCACAUAACACAGAAAGCCUGAAUUCUUUUCCUUAAGUAGCAGAGGGAGGAGUGGAAUGGCUCUUGCUCGGUCGAGUCGUUACUGUAAACCUGACUCAGUUUCAUAGCCUCUUACAUUUUUUUUAUACAAAAUCACUAGGUGUAUACAUUCCAAAUGUUUAAUAAAUCAGUCUUUUGCCUUUCCUUUUGACUUUUUCAAAGGGUUAUAGGGUCAUCUCUAGAUUUUUUUUUCUCAUCCAGUUCCAUAUCAUACUUGAGUAUGUUUUGACACCAUCAGUCUAAGCUGUUCUUCAGUGCAAUGCCUUUGGGUCAGAAAAUUCAAAACGUGGUGUCGGUAAGAUUUUUCACAGGCUGUGUUACAGCAGCACUUCCUGACCAAACGUCCUUCACGGGGUAUUGUUGACACUCCCGCAUCCCAGCAUUGACUGCUACUUCCAGUUUCACUCAUUUUGAAAUAUAUUUGAGCAUUGCUAUUCUAAUCUUGAUUCCUUUAGAAAGAGAUGAGCCAGCCCAGAUAUCCAGGAGGUUUUCAGAUACGUAUUCUAGAAUGUUUUUCAUCUUUUCCUAGAACGCAGUGAGUGCAACACUCCAGAAAUCCAACGUUUGCAGUUCUGAAAAGAGAUUAUUUCUCUUUUUAUUUAUUUCUGCAAAAUAAAUUAAGGGAAUGAACUUCAAUUUGAUCAUUUGAUCUAUGAGCUUUUGUAUCUUGAAAAUCUUAUGUAACACAUUCUUUGAAGUUGACUUUUCAAAGAAAGCAAGCUUGAAUUUUGCAGUGCGUAUGUUUGCUAGCUUCCCACAUCCUGAGCCGUGGAAAGGUUUGGUUAUAUUUGGUUACAUAUAAUUCAAUGCAGAGAAACAAACUCGGUCGCCUGAUGCUCCUAUGCGGGCGCCCAUCAGAACACGAGCAGGUUGUCUGCAGGCCCGCGGCCGGUUCCCAUAGCAGCCAGUCUCUGUCUUCCUCUCUCCUGAUACGAGGUGGGCAGUUUCUUCCUCAUGGGCUUUCCCAAACUUCCAAAAUAAAGCUGGAAAGCAAUCUUUGCACUGAUGUUGGGAUAUUUAGUUGUAUUUAUCUUGUUUCAUUUUUUCAGAAUUUUCAUUCUUUUAUAUAUACUAUGUGUUAUUUAUUUUUCUCACACCACUACUCCAUUUUCUUAAAAUACUUUCCAGUUAAUAACCAGUGGCUUCAUUUCCUAGCUAAAGUGAGGAACACAAGAGAAUGCACAGUGUAGGGCCCAAGAGAUGAGAAAUCCUUAAAAGGGUCGACUAGUUACUGCAGAUGAGAAUCAAUGUGUAUCUGAUGGAAGGGGCUGAGUUUGCUUUUCUUUGGCUGAAAUCAGUGUAGUAACUUCUGCCAAGAUGGUUGUCUGCUUUCAGGACUCCCAAAAGGAGCUCUUAAAAAAAUUAAAUUCCUUGUUUGUUUUACCUCUCUUGGAGAGAGCACUUUUAAUUACUUAGCAAGCUGAUUCUGUUGUAUAACUUUUAAAAACGGCUCUUAGAAAACCUCUGAUUCUCGUGCUUCAGUUACAGAUAAACGAGAGAAUGGACAAACUGUUGUUUGAUCUGCACGCUGUUGGGUCUGUGUGUGUAUGGACUUGUCCAGAGUAUCCCUGCCUCUCUUGUGUACCCAGGUGCCAGCGCACCUGAGUGAGCACGCGUGUGGCGGUCAGGGAGAGAGGGGCAGGUCUCAGUUCGGGGGCCUGUUCCCUACCAGGGUUACGCGGGGUGACACACCCUUGCCCCCUAGUUGCCCUGCUCAUGGUCGCACUGAACAAACCCUGCUCUACCACAUCCUUCCUCUGCUGUAGUGGCUUCCAUACAAUAAAGGCAGCUUUUUACUGGAGGAAUUUCCUGAUUUUUCAAAAGCUACCAAAAUGAAUACUUUGGUGCGGGCUGCACCUCAGUAAGAGAUGAUCUCACAUUGUAUUGAGGAAGGCGGAUGUUUACGAGUCGCAUUUUGACGGCAAUCUCAGCAGUCAGGUGUUCCCUUCUCAGCUUCCGUGUAUGAGACCACGUGUCCAGCUAGUCUGCAAGUGGGUCUGCUACCUGCUAUAAAAACAUCUUCAUCAACACGUCCCAUUCUCCCCAUAUUCAUCAUCAGUGAUAUUCUCAAAUAUUUAAUAAAAAAAAUCAUUGACUAGAAAGUGAGCAUUUUCAGUUACUUUUUCACUGCAGUAAGUUAACAUUUGAAAUCGUUUCCAUGGAAAUGUAACAUAACUAUAUAUUACUUAUGGAAUAAAAUAUAGGAAACUGGAUUAGAAGGAUAUAAAAUGCAUCAAGUCUCUGGGGUCACAAAAGCACAAGAAUGAAGCUGGAGAUGGUCCCAGGACCCAGAUGCCCCAAUAGCCUUUUACAUCGGUUUCUCUAUUUUUGGUAUUUUGCAUAAUAUAUGGAUUCUUAAUUCAAACGAGGGGGGGAAGCUUUCUCAGUCCCACUUUUCUUUCCGCUCCUACCUUUCCCUUGCUGAGGACAUGGUAGACAUUCUUACCAUUUAUUUCCAUGAAUUGUUUAAUUUUUGUACACGGUUUCCCUAAUGGAAACAGGUUCUGGGAUAAAGGAGUUGAUUAGCACAAACGGUGCUAAUUGACUACAAAAGAGACAUUAGUAAGCAGCCUCGCUCCCUUUAAACACUGACCGAUUAGAUGUUUCCGUAAUUCCACGUAUUAUGCAUAGUACACUAUAAAUGUAAAUGUAACGCUUGUUAAGAAAAGUGCAAUUUAUUGUACAUUGUCCCAACAAAUGUUUACUUUUAUAAUCGUUAUGAACUUGAAUUGGAUUAGUAUCUUGUUUUCAUGUGUGAAUGAAGCCUUGUGAAAUAAACACUUGCAACCAAGGAGGUGACGAGGUGACUGUUUUUGUGAGCCAGUGAUGUUUUCAAUGCUUUGUGUUGCCCCUUUUUCGCCCCUUGAAGCAGUAAUAAACAUUUGUUCUCAAGUCCGAA